Molecule: messenger RNA, 2115 nt
Organism: Cyphellophora europaea CBS 101466
Lineage: Eukaryota; Fungi; Ascomycota; Eurotiomycetes; Chaetothyriales; Cyphellophoraceae
Exons: 2
Coding region: 1-2115 (704 amino acids)
Source: RefSeq, a predicted model, not a curated record
AUGUGUGCUGCGAAGAAGCCACCGGAUCGCAAUUUCCUCUGUUUAGACUACACCGACGACGUGCUUGACCGACAUGUCUACAGUCGACACAGUGCAGCAGCAGGUGGUGAGACUAAAGCCGCGACCUCGCUGGUCGAGGCCCUAGCACUGCUGGGCCAGCGGACGGGUUUCCGUGACCGACCGACGCCUGGCGCCAUUCGUCGCGAAGCACUCUUGCAAGUAGACCGACAUGGUUACUCUAUAAAUGAGCGAAUGCGGCAUGCCGAUCAUCGUAACCCCAACACAUAUGGCGGUUACUACCAAAAUGCUAUUUCGACGGUGGAUGGGCAAGCCACUUACUUUGGACUGGAGCAGCAACUGCCCGUGCUGCACGAGCUCUUCCGCGGAUUCUCUAUUCGACGUGACUAUCAGUACCGGCCAGAAGUGCCAUGGCGGCUCCGGAAACAAAUCAGCGAUGUGCCGCCCUCGAUUGAGGGCGACAAUGGGAUGGUUGACCAGCGAGCACGACAAAAGCGAUACGAUGACCGUCGCCAGCAGCGGGACACCGUAUUGCGCACUGACCAACAGUCCCAAGCCAAGAAAGCGAACACGUCGGCUGAUUGUGUCUACGAAUCCGAUUUCCAGCAAGCCCGACGCCUGAUGCCGGAGCGGGACCGACUUGCCGAUGGCCUCUUCCAGGUUGGAUCAUUGAGAAAUGCUCAAGGGAUCGAGCUUAUGAAUGACCUGGUGACACUGUUCUCCUCUCGGAGAUCUGAGACCUACUGUGUCGAACUCAACAGUUCUCGGUCACACUGUGAUACUUGCGGCAUCGCACGCCCGGGUAGCACCAGCCAGGAGUGGUGGCGUCACGUUUACCACUGUCGCAAGGAACGAUUCGAACGAGUCGGCGGGUUCACGGACUUCUGCUUCUUCUGUUUUGCUUGGAUAGACCAUGUCGAUGCAUGGGCUAGGCACGCCACUCAGCACAGCCACGACGUACCUAUGAAAUGCAAUAUGGCCAUGUUCCGCGGUACAGUGCUCCGCCCAGCGUGGUGUCCAGAUUGUAUGAGCCAGACGGGACGCCCGGGCUCGGAUGGCAAAGGCCUGACACAGUUCUUCAAUGUGACUGCCUGGAAAUCUCACAUGGAUCAGCAUGUCCAUGAGCUUCGGCCUGGGCGCCACAAGUGUUCGCAUCCGCGCUGCCUACAUCUACCAAGCUGCGCAUCAAUCGUCGACUACAUUGCCCAUCGAUUUGACGUCCAUCUCAUCCCUGUACCAGAUGGCGCUGUGGACGGCACAGCUCCAGCUAAGACGAAUCACAAAGACCAUGCUGCUGAGACGGCGCUCCGAGGGGCAACGCACCUCGAGCACUCGAUUAGAACACCAUCUCCUCAGCCGCAUGAAGCUUAUUCCACCGAUUCGACUCGGGCAGUCAAUCGCUCGCAUUCAGAAGCUUCAUCGCCACGUCAAGGGUUCGGAAGCUCGAUCGUUGCGAAAGAGAGGGGCGUGAGCAGCGGCAUUGGUGGAGAUAGAGCUUCCACCACUUUGGACAUGUCAUCCAACCCAGACUACGACCAAGCUCAUCAGAGUAAGGCAGGCCAGUCUGCAGCAGCGCCAAACAGGCUCUCAUCGUCGGUAUCGUUAACGUCUGUGUCAUCCUGUGGCCAGCUCGGAUCGACUGAGUCUCCGACGAAUCAUCGUCGACAAUCUCGGUCAGGCUUAGGAGGCAUGCCACCCUACAACGUCGAACCUGGGCCUACUACCAUCGAGAUUCUCAUUCCACCUAAACCUCCAGGCUGGCAGGAUGUGCCUCUUGUCAGCUGCACUGGGUGCGAUGAUGAGUCCACGGGUGUAGACACUCCCUGCGACGAAGUCUCUUCAGAAUAUUCUUCGGGUGAGGCGAAGGUAGCUCGUGCUGCGCGGAUCUCCCCGCCUACAUCGUGCUCACCGAAGCACUUGAUGUAUUCGAGGAACCCACGGAUCGCUACUGCAACAGGUACAAGUAGCAGAAUUCUUGACAGUGCGAAGAUCUCUAACAAAGUCAUGCGAAGGAGACAGGCUAUCAUCGAAAUGCAUGCCCGCAUUAGAGACCGGUGUAGAUCACGCAUCAAGAGAGCUGCGAGGGCUUCUGCGUAG